Alosa alosa (allis shad) is the source of this 5571-nucleotide messenger RNA. It is a transcript of the gene kdm5ba, whose product is annotated as lysine (K)-specific demethylase 5Ba. Gene Ontology annotation, biological process: chromatin remodeling. The transcript has 28 exons. The record is from RefSeq and is a predicted model, not a curated record. Gene Ontology annotation, cellular component: nucleus. Gene Ontology annotation, molecular function: DNA binding; histone demethylase activity. NCBI's taxonomy places the organism in Eukaryota, Metazoa, Chordata, Actinopteri, Clupeiformes, Clupeidae. The coding region runs from base 175 to 4800 and encodes 1541 amino acids.
UCCUGUUGUGCGUGUCCGUUGCCAAAGUGAAUGAGGAUGUUGGCUAGCUAAUUGUAGGAGUUCAGGUGAAAGGAGUUUGUGUUGAGCGAUUGACACAAAACUAAAGAACCGACACAUUAACUUGAUAACUUAUUAAAGCAAGUACAUGUCACUAUUCGGAAAAACAUAACGACGAUGACCCAACCUCGGCCAAACGAGUUCAUUCCUCCACCGGAGUGUCCUGUCUUUGAGCCCAGUUGGGAGGAAUUUGCCGACCCAUUUGCGUUUAUCAACAAAAUACGACCAAUAGCUGAAAAAACUGGUAUCUGCAAAGUCCGACCGCCACAGGGCUGGCAGCCUCCAUUUGCCUGUGAUGUCGACCGUCUGCAUUUCACUCCACGAAUCCAGAGGCUCAACGAGCUGGAGGCUCAGACCAGGGUGAAGCUCAACUUCCUGGAUCAGAUCGCCAAGUUUUGGGAGCUGCAGGGAUGUACGCUGAAAAUCCCCCACGUGGAACGCAAGAUCCUCGACCUCUACCUGCUCCACAAGCUGGUGAAAGAUGAAGGCGGUUUCGAAGUGGUGUGCCGUGAGCGGAGGUGGACGAAGAUCUCUCUGAAGAUGGGCUUUGCUCCGGGCAAGGCUGUCGGCUCUCACCUGCGAGCUCAUUACGAGAGGAUCCUCUACCCCUACCACCUGUUCCAGACUGGCGCCAACCGCCCCGACUCUCAGAAGCCCACUCUGACCAACGACACCAAAGACAAGGAGUACAAACCCCACGACCUGCCCCAGAGGCAGUCCCUGCCGCCAGCCGAGACCUGCUCCAUUGCACGCAGGGCCAAACGCAUGAGGACCGAGGGGGGCUAUGUGAAGUCUGAGCCAGAGGAGUGUGAGAACAGGCCCAACCUGAGGAGGAGGAUGGGUUCCUAUGUGGCCAAAUCAGAGCCAGCUAGAGAACCUGCACCGGCGCACUUAAUCAGCACGGAGACUUUGGGUGUGAAAGUAAUCCCAGUGCAGGUGAAACAGGAGCCGGUAGAGCUGAGCACGUCUCCUGGUGAUGGAGAGAAGUCAAAGGUGGAGCAGUAUAUAUGUCUGGUGUGUGGAGGUGGGGGAGAGGAAGAUCGGCUGUUGCUAUGCGAUGGUUGCGAUGACAGCUACCACACCUUCUGUUUGAUCCCGCCCCUCCCAGACGUCCCCAAAGGGGACUGGAGGUGCCCCCAAUGUCUGGCCCAGGAGUGUGGGAAGCUCCAGGUGGCGUUUGGUUUUGAGCAGGCGUCCAGAAACUACACCCUCAGGACCUUCGGAGACAUGGCCGACUCCUUCAAGUCUGACUACUUCAACAUGCCAGUACAUAUGGUUCCCACGGAGCUGGUGGAGAAGGAGUUCUGGCGCCUGGUCAGCACCAUCGAGGAGGACGUGACAGUGGAGUAUGGGGCGGACAUCGCCUCCAAAGACUUCGGCAGCGGCUUCCCCAUCAAGAGCGCAGCUUACAAAGCCACCUCAGAAGAGGAGCACUACCUAAGCAGCGGCUGGAACUUGAACAACAUGCCGGUGCUGGACGCGUCUGUUCUGACCCACGUGACUGCGGACAUCUGCGGCAUGAAGCUGCCCUGGCUCUACGUGGGCAUGUGCUUCUCCUCCUUCUGCUGGCACAUAGAGGACCACUGGAGCUACUCCAUCAACUACCUGCACUGGGGGGAGCCCAAGACGUGGUACGGAGCUCCAGGCUACGCUGCGGAGCAGCUGGAGGGGGUGAUGAGGAAGCUGGCCCCCGAACUCUUCGAGUCGCAGCCAGAUCUGCUGCACCAGCUGGUCACCAUCAUGAACCCCAACACACUGAUGAGUCACGGAGUGCCGAUCUAUCGGACCAAUCAGUGCGCAGGAGAGUUUGUCAUCACCUUCCCCAGGGCCUAUCACAGCGGCUUCAAUCAGGGCUUCAACUUUGCUGAAGCUGUCAACUUCUGCACCGUGGACUGGAUGCCCAUGGGCCGUCGCUGUGUGGAGCACUACCGCUCUCUGAGCCGGUACUGUGUGUUCUCGCACGACGAGCUGGUGUGCAACAUGGCGGCCAAGGCCCAGCAGCUGGAGCUGGAGCUGGCCUGCGCCGUGCAGAAGGACCUCAGCGCCAUGAUCAGCGAGGAGAAGGGGCUCCGCGAGAGGGCCUACAAGAUGGGUGUGUGGCAGUCUAAGCAGGUGGACUAUGACGAGCUGCCUGAUGAGGAGCGCCAGUGUGCCCAGUGCAGGACCACCUGCUACCUGUCCGCCCUCACCUGCCCCUGUAGCCCCGCCCAGCUCGUAUGCCUGCACCACAUCACACACCUGUGCUCCUGCACCCCCACAGGAUACACACUGAAUUGUAAGUACAAGCUGUCGGAGCUGAAUCCGAUGCUGCAGGCGGUGACGCUGCGGGCCUCGUCGUAUGACGUGUGGACGGCUCAGGUGAAGGGGAUGUUGGAGGCCAGAGGAGACCAGAGGACAGACCUGGAUGAGUUCCGCAGCAGGAUGGCGGAGUCGGAGCGGAAGUCGUUUCCGGACAGCGAGCUGCUGCAGCGCCUCCGUGUGGCCAUUCAGGAGGCCGAGAAGAGCGCCGGCGCUGCCCAGCAGCUGCUCAACGGCAAGAGGCAGACCAGGUAUCGCUCAGGAGGAGGGAAAUGCCAGAACCAGGUGACUGUGGAGGAGCUGAGAGCGUUCGUCACACAACUCUACAACCUGCCCUGUCAUAUCAGACAGACUCCACUCUUAAAGGACAUGCUGUCUCGCGUGGAGGACUUCCAGCGGCGCUGUGCGGGCGUCCUGGCGGCGGAGCUGGAGAGUGUGUGUGUGGCGUCCAUGCAAGCUCUGCUGGACGAGGGCGCGGGCUUCGACGUGGAGCUGCAGGAGCUGUGUGUGUUGCGUGAGCGCGUGGAGCAGGCGCGCUGGGUGGCGGCGGUGCGGGAGGCCUGCGCACACACACACCCGCUCACGCACACACACACACUCACGCUGGACAGCAUGCGCAGGCUCAUCGACCAGGGCGUGGGGCUGGCCGCACACGCGUGUGUGGAGCGGAACAUGGCGCGUCUGCAGGAGCUGCUCACCGUGUGUGAACACCAGGAAGAGAGAGCCCAGCUACUGCUCACGGCCAGACCCCGCCACAGCCUGGCCACUCUGGAGGCUGCGGUGCAGGAGGCCGAGAGUGUUCCUGCCUUCCUGCCAAACUGCCUGCAGCUCAAAGACGCCAUCAGCAAGGCCAAGGACUGGCUACAGGAGGCCGAUGCACUGCAGCUGGGCGGGCGUGCCCCUGUGCUGGCGUGUCUAGGGGAGCUGGUGGGCCGUGCGCGGGGGAUCCCCAUAGCGCUGGAGUCUGUGGCUCGUCUGGAGGGGCUCGUGGCCGAGGUGCAGGCCUGGAGGGAGAGCGCCACCAAGACCUUCCUGCCCCCCACCACACACUACUCACUGCUGGAGGUAUUGUGCCCUCGCUGUGAGUCCGGUGGGGGCUCCCAGAGGUCAAAGGUGAAGCGAGUGAAGGAGACGUCGCCCCCCCUCCGACGAAACAGAAUGGACUCCCUCAGUGACGUGGAGAAAUCACUGUCAGAAAGCAAAGACACCGCAUCAGCUAUGGCCACGCUGGGUGAGGUGCGUGUGAAGGAGCUGGAGCUGGUGUGUGCACUGCGCAGCGCUAACGCUGCUAAGCUGCAGCCCGGUGUGGACGCCUCGUCCCUGCGCGUGUGUGUGUGCCAGUGCGCCCCCUCUGGCGGCAUGCUGCAGUGCGAGCUGUGCCACGACCUCUACCACUCCAGCUGUGUGCCGGCGCCUCAGGACCCCUCGGGCGCAGUGGACGGGCGUCCGUGGCUGUGCCCGCUGUGCUGGCGCUCAGAGAAGCCGCCCCUGGAGCGCGUGCUCCCCCUGCUGGCCGCGUUGCAGCGCAUCCGCGUGCGCCUGCCCGAGGGCGACGCCCUGCGCUACCUCAUCGAGCGCACCGUCCAGUGGCAGCACCGCGUCCAGCAGCUCCCCUCCGCCACUCCGCAACGCUGGCCCGCCAGCAAGAAACACACACACGCCGCUGGGGACACUUCCACAAACGGAAGGCGUCUCUCUGGGAAGAGUCAGAGUCAGUCAUCCCCGUCUCAGGAGAGGAGCAGCUUCUUCAUCGAGAAGCCCAGCAUCCUCCUCAACGGCGAGAGCGCGGAGGUGGAGCAGCUGCUCGUGGAGGGGCUGCUCCUGCAGGUCACACUCCCUGAGCUCCAGCAGCUGCUGCUCACACUGCAGAGCCCUGCCGCCUGCCACGCCCCCCCCAGCCACUGCGACCACCUCUACUACGCCCCCCUGGACAAGAGCCCGCCGCACGCCGCCGCACAGGAUGUGAUGUCACGGAGCAGGAAGGAGUCAGUGAGCAGCAGCGGGGAGAAGCAGAGCAAGCGGCGUCUGGAGAAGGAGGCGCAGGAGCCACAGGAGGUGCAGCCCAAGAAAGCGCAGAAGAAGCAGCCCAAGACCACGGCAUGCAUGCGCGGCCUUGAGGAGAAGAGGGAGGGCGCAGGGGGAGGAGCAGGAGGGAGGAGGAGGCGGCAGCGCCAGGGGAGGCGCAGGGAGGCACGCAGCACUGGCUCCUCCCCUCAGAGCUCCCUGGAGGCGUCCGGCUCAGACGACUCGGAGGACGAGUUUGCACGAUGCGCCUCCGUCCACUGCCAGCUGCCCGAGGGAGAGGAGGUGAACUGGGUGCAGUGUGACGGCAGCUGUAACCAAUGGUUCCAUCAGAUCUGCGUGGGUGUGUCUGUGGAGGAGGCAGAGCGAGACGACUACAUCUGCUCCAGCUGCGCUGCCGACAACCACUACGGCACGCCAUGAGGACCAAAAUACUCAACAGACUCACUUUUACACAGCAGCUUGGCUUUCAAGUGUGCUUCUGAUGCCCUUUACCCCUCUUUAACUCUCUCCCUCUCUCACACACACACACACACACACACACACACACACACACACACACACAGAGCCGCUUCCUGCGCUGCCUUUAUGAGCUCCUUCCCCACUGAAUCUGGAUGGACUGUUAAGUAGAGUAUCACUGCUCUCAAUCUUUUGUAUUCCAGACCCUCUGUCUGUCUGUGUGUGUGUGUGUGUGUGUGUGUGUGUGUGUGUGUGUGUGUCUUUCCCUCGUGUGGGAGUGAAUGUGGCGGAGUGGAGUGGAAUGGCGUUCCCUGUGGUGAACCCAGUCCAGCUCCACCGUGCCGAGCCGCGUCAGGCCGAGCUGCCUCACGGUCCAUCACCCUUUUUCACCGCACCAAACCACACAAAUGUGACUGUACACAGUUUAAAGAAAUCUGAGUUAUUUUCCAAUCCUCUGCUUUGGUACAUGUAUUUGAAUAAUAUGAACUUUGUUCCUGAUGUAGUAUAGCUUUAUUUAUCUUAGCAAUAACUGAACUGGAUGCUCCGGGUUCAGUAGCUAUGGAACGGCAUUUGGGCCUGUGGCUUUGUGAAGUAGACGUCAUUUGUACAGAUUGCUGAAUUUCCCCUGUAGGGCCUGUAGCAGAUGGACGCGUGGAGAUGUGGAUAUUUUGAUGGGUGCACCUUGACUGGGAAAUGUUGUUUCCACUGUGGAAUAAAAAAUGAUUUGCUUCCUCA